AUGACAAUUGUUGGAUUGGUAGUACAACAACAUAAUGGUAAUAUAUUAUUUCAAAAUGUACGAGAAUAUCUUUCACCAGAAAAAGCAAAUUUAGCAUCUAAAGCAUUUUUAAAUCAGAUUUCAGCAUAUGACAAUGCAUUUAUUACAAAAGGAUCAACUAGUCAUUUAUCAGGAUCGAUAGUUGUUAUGAAUAUGUAUAGAGUUUAUUAUAUGAUAUUGAAUGAAUUGUUUAUUCUUGCGAUUGCCCAUGCCAAUGAUAACCCCUAUGAGGGUGCCCUCUAUUUGGCGCGUGUCAAGCGACUACUGCUCACCGCAGCCAAGGAGUUGAAUGAAGUGCAGCUACAGAAGAAAUACAACGAAAUCUAUUUUGGCAUGGAGAGAAUAUUGUUUGGCGAGGACGGUUGCGAUGUGCUGACGCAGCGUCUCAGCGAGGUGGCGCCACACGUCAUGUCGGCAGAGUCUGCCGGUGGCGCCGUCGGUGGCACCUCCACACAACAGAGUGGCCAAUCGUCGGGAAACAGCGUUGUAAACAAUCUGCCAUCGCUACCGUCACUUCCCUCGCUGUCGUCGUCGUCGGCGCCACAGAUUGGCGGUGUCGGAGUCGGUGGAAAGAUACUGGACGCGCUCGGUGCCGCCAACACCGGAAUCGGUGGAUCGAGCAUACCAAGCGAUCAAUACCAGAAGCAAUUAGUACAACUAUCCAAAUUCGAAUCUGUCAGCUUGAAUGACCGUAUUUUAACAGUGAGUAGUGGUGGCGGUUCUGGUGGCGGUGCCAACGGCAGCGGCGACACCACCAGUCAAAACAAGUCGGCGCGCCACAUAUACGACCCGCCUACCAUCACCACCAAAUGGGGUGGAAAGACUGGAUCGACCAUUGCCACACGUGUAUCGAAUCGUGUCAUGUUUACACUGCGUCAUCCAAACGCAUCAAUGCAAAACAACAACAAUAAUAAUAACAACCAGUUACAGGUCAGCGGUGGCGACCAAGAGCCAUUCCGACCGGAAUCAACGACCGAAGAUUUAGAUUUACCAACAACCAAUAAUAAGAAUAGCAAUAAUAACAGUAGUAGUAAUGAUGGCAGUUCAGAUUCACAACCGGCAUCGGCCACUCUCGACAGAAAAUAUACACUUUCGAUGCCAAGCACCAACAAAAAACCACUAAAUACACCACAAACACCAGAUACAUCAUCAUCUUCACUAUUAUCAACAUCUCCAACCACCACUGGAAGCAAUCAUCUCGAUCUCAAAAGAUCCAAUCUAACAUCGUCAAACUCUAGCGAUGGUCAAAGCACUGAUGCCUCAACAGCUUCAAUCAUCAAUGAUCGUUCAUCAUCUGAAAGCAAAAGAAUGAAAAGAAACUUGGACACGGAUCUCUAUCCUGAAACAAAGGCCCUUAGAGAAGCUAAAACAAAUUUUCCAGCUACCAUUCAAAUUGGUAUCCCCACUUGGACAACAGCUGACACCAUUCCUAUUGAUAUGUAUCUCAAAUGGACGUGGUCACAAGAUCCAACAAGUAUUGGUGUCUCAGUACCAACUGGCUAUGACAAGAAGCCUGAUGCGUAUGUGAAAGAGGUAGAUGGUCAGAGUUUAUUGUUAACCUCUUCUACUAAUUUAAAUCUUAGAACAAUUCAAAUUGAUUAUUUAGUAGCCCAUUUCAAACAUCAUCUUAUACAUGUAUUUACAAAAGUAGCUAAAGCCUCUCACUUUUUUUGGAGAAUGAUGGUGUCUUCAUAUUUGGGUGCACCGAUUAGAGCAACAGAUCGAUCCAAAAUAAAAACCUUAUUAAUAAUAACCAAUGAUAGUUUUGAUAAUCUAUGUGGCCAACACCGAGUGGAGUUAAAUAUUCUUUGCAAUCGAUGCAAUGAAACUAUAUGUGCAAAGUGUAUCUAUGAUCCAAAGCAUAGAGAUCAUUUCGCAGAGACAGAGCUGAUCGACCACAUCGGUGAGUCGAUCAUCAACGAACAAAAUAAUGUUACCAAACCAAACAAGCCCGAGGAAAACGUCGUUAAACAACGGUUGGAUCUGUUAUGGAAUCUCAUCAAGAAGCAAGCAGCCACCUACCAACUCACCCAAGACAAAGUGGCCGAUGUCUCCACUGAGUUCCGAAAGUUCCACGAGUCACUGAUGCUCGACGAACACAAGCUGAAAAAGUCACUGGUCGACGCCAAAGACAGCAACUACCAAGCGGUACAAGUUCUACUCCAAGAGAUCCAAUCGUUCAAAACGAUCGAUAAUCUGAAAUUCACUUGUACACCCAGUGCUCUAAGCGCUAGCAAUUGUAAUAUUAGAGAUAGUCUAGAUAGUAGCAGUGGUGGCGUCGCUGUUGGAAUAAGGGAGAGCUAUAACAGUGAGGAUGGAAUUUCCUCUUCUUAUGACCAAUCGGAAGAUACAACCGAUCGUUACGAUAUGGAAUCAAUUAUAAAGUCGGUUAAUCAAAGUGAUUCGUUGGAGCAGUUUUGCAAAGUUCACAAAUCUACACUUUUCUAUAGCGGUGGACAAACCGCUGGAAUGGACCAAGACGAGAUUCAAAGAUUGAAGCAACAGGAGCAAUUCAACAUGAUGAAAACAAUCCAAAGACAUUUCAGAAUAUUCAACAAUGAGUAUAUUAACAAACUUCAAGAUCCAACACAAUACUCUCUCAAGAUAGAACGUCCACUCCUCAACAAACUAAUGACAAAGAUAAAUGAUUGUAUUCAUUUAGAGAAAUCAGUAACAACAACAACAACAAAUGAACAAUCAAAUGAAACAAACAAUGGUGAAGGUGAAGGAGUAGAGGAAUUUGAUUAUAUAUUCUCGGUGGCUGAAGAUGGACACUGUUCGAUUUUCGAUCUACAAAAGAUGACUAUCGAUAUCAUACCAGCGGUGACUGUAACAAAAUAUACACUGCAAUCGGUUAUAUGUGCACGUGAUAACAGUGUCUAUAUAUUCGAUGGUCAUCCCAAUCGUUACUACCGCUUCAACAUGACGACUCAACGCAUCGAUAAAUCGGAACCGAUCACGGGUAUCAGCUGGGCAUACUCAAUCACAACUUGUUACGACGGUGACAAGUACAUCUAUUUAACCGGUGGACAAUCGACCAGUUCCAACAUUAGCAGAGUCGAUCGAUUCAACAUUGAAACACAGCAGUUUGAGAAACUUGGUUCAACAGGUUCCAAGAACUUCCAUGCGCUCUCGUUCUAUCACAACGACCAGGUCUAUAUCGUGGCGAAUCGUGACGGCAAGGAACAUCUACUCUCGUUGAUCGCCUUCAACGUCAAAACUCACGCGGUGAGCAUCAUCAUCCAGGACAUGGGAUUCCACAUCUCCACCGAUUGUAUCUGUUUCGACGGCAAGGAACUCAUCUACUUUGUCGACUACUACAACAACUUCUAUUGCACGUCUAUAGUCACCAAGAUGAAGAAACUCCUCGAUAAUCCACCCAAUAUCAAACCUUUCUCAAUGAUCUAUCGUAAGACACUCGAUCACGAACUGGAUGAAGUCGGCUACAUCUACAUGGAAAUUGUAUUUUUAUUAAGAAUAAAAUGUUGUACUACAUUAAAACUAAACAUUCAAAAGGAAGCUUGCACUUUUAGUUCAUUGUCAUCUUUGUUGACCCCAAAUUCACCAAGAGGAGGAUCAGGAUCAGGAGCAGCAUCAUCAAGUAAUAAUAAUAAUAGUGCAAGUAGUUCGGUUAUUGGUCAAUCAGGUGGUUCUAUACAAUCACAUCAUAGUAUGAUGAAUCAAUCGAAAGACGGUGCUUCAACAACGACGACACACAAUGCAGUACAGCCACAUGUAUUGGCGUCUUCUUCAUCGUCGUCCUCCUUCUCAAUGACAAUGUCAAAUAAUUCCGUGUCGACAGCGGCAGCCGAAGAGAAACUAGAGAAACUGAGAGAUAUCACUACAAAGACCAUCGAUAAUAUCAUAUUCAAAAUUACAGAGAUGAAGAGAGAGAAACAAUUCCUUCAAUCCUUCAAGGAGGUAAUGAGAAUUGCAGAGUCACUCGUUGAUAUCGAGAGAAUGUUAGAGACUGUCGAUCCAGAACCAUAUUUAGCAUCUUCAUCUAAUCAACAACCACCACAACAACAAUUCACACCAAGAGCAUCAACAUUAAUGACACAACAACAAUCAUCAAACAACAACCCCACUGAAAAAACAGAUUCUGCUGCUGAACUUAUCAAAAUUAUACAUUCAAAAUCAAAUCAAUCAAAACGUGGUUCCAAAAUUACUGAAAGAUCAACUAAUAGUAUUGAUUCGCUACAUACUGUGUUGCAACAAUGUUUGGAUAAUAUUAGACAAAAGAUAUUGGCAAUCAAGAAACAUCUCUCUUUUGAGCAAUCGACUACUAUUGUUUUGAAAUACGGUGAAAUCAUUAGAAACAUUAGAAAUCAAUUGAAUAGUAUUAGAACAUUGUCACUGCCAGACAAUGUUAUGUUGUGUGACGGUGAGAAGCUUUUACUCAAAGUAGAGUGUAGAUAUCAUCUCUACGACAAUAUUUCUGUACAACAAUUAACAAAUAGCAAUGUAAACAGCUACAGUGGUCAUUCCAACAACAACAACAACAAAGACAAAGACAUCUCUACAAAUGAAGAGGAAUACGUCAUUGGUACAAUGUUUUUAACAAACUUUCAAAUUAUAUUCUAUGGAAUUCAUCAAAAUCAACAUUUCAAGAAAUCAUUUAGUCUUCAUUCAAUAACAAAGAUGUAUAAAUCAGGUAAGAAGAAAUCGAUAGGUGACUUUUCAUAUCGUUUGAAUUUCCUUUGUAAAGAUGCCAGAACCAUUUCGUUGUCAUUCGAUAAAACCACCAAUGCAUUGAAGGAUGUCAGAAAGUGUGUGGAUAACAUCAUUUCCAACUCGCUGUUUUGUUUCGUCCAUCGCUCGGAAUUCACAAGUCCAGAGGUUCAGAAUCUCGGAUGGAAUGUUUACAGUCCACGCGAUGAGUACGCUCGUAUGGGUGUGCCUUCUGUCGACUGGAAAUUCAGUCAUUCCAACACCACCUACUAUCUCUGUGAUUCGUAUCCCUCGAUGAUCGUUGUUCCCGAGUCGAUAACCGACGAACACUUGAAAGCAGUUGCGCAAUUCCGUUCGAAAGGAAGAAUACCUGCGCUCUCCUAUCGUCACUGGAGCAACAAGACCUCGAUUACACGUUGCAGUCAGCCACGUGUUGGAAUCGGAAGAAAUCGUUGUGAGGAAGAUGAAUUCAUGUUGAAUGCUAUCAGACUGACUUCCUCGUCGACACCAGUCAAUUCCACCAGUCCAGAUCGUGUUAAGCAAUCCGGUGACAAAACACUCUAUAUUAUUGACGCGCGUCCCUAUGCCAACGCCGUCGGUAACAGAGCGAAAGGUGCCGGGUGGGAAAUCAUGACAAACUACCCGAAUUGUGAAAUCGAGUUUAUGGACAUUGCUAAUAUUCAUGUAAUGCGUAAUUCAUUGUUAAAGCUAAGAGAUGCAGUGGAGUCGAGUAUCAACAAGGAGAGUCAGUGGUUUGCAAACCUAGAGUCGAGUGGCUGGUUCCAACACAUGAAGUUGAUUAUGGCCGGUGCUGUCAGAGUUGCCAAGUUGAUUCACAUUCAACAUUCCAAUGUGUUGGUACAUUGCUCCGAUGGUUGGGACAGAACAAGUCAAUUGGUUGGUCUUGCAGAGAUACUGUUGGAUCCAUACUAUCGUACCAUUCGGGGUUUCCAGGUUUUGAUCGAGAAAGAAUGGCUGUCUUUUGGUCACAAGUUUGCACAUCGUUGUGGACAAGUCUAUGGAAAGGAUGAAGACGAACGUUCACCAGUGUUUAUUCAAUUUUUAGAGGCUGUCUAUCAGAUUAUCAACCAAUUCCCAAGCAAAUUCGAAUUCAACUCACAUUUCUUGCGUCUCAUAUAUGUUGCUACGUACAGUGGUAAAUAUGGUAAUUUCCUGUACAAUACGGAGCGUGAACGUUUGAGUGCCUGUAGUAAAACCAUUAGUCUUUGGCUGGACAUUGAUCAGGUGAUAGCCGAUUGUAUCAAUCCACUCUACCAAGGAUCCGAUGAGAAAGAUGUACUAUUCCCAGAUUGCUCGAUCAAGAAAAUGAAGAUUUGGAAACAGAUUUAUUUCCCACUGUCAGAGACAGAGUACUACGAAUCCGAAGAGAAACUCAUCAGAAAUGCGCUGGAGAAAUUGAUUGAAGAGAGAGCAGCACAAUUCAUUAGACAACAUCCUUUGAUUCCAUAUCGUGCACACACAGCAUCCAUCUCACUGAGACGACCAACCAUGUCACAACAACAGAUGGUCAUUUCAUCGAACAGCAGCGGCAGCAGUCAAUCCCAAAUGGAUCUCAGAGAGAAUGAAAACAAUUUUGUUAACGAUCAAAAACUGAAUGUACCAACAGCAACAACCAAGUCAUCAUUAUCCUCAUCACCUUCUUCACCAUCAUCUUCAUCGUCACCUUCGAAAUCAGUCAGUUCAGAUAUAAAGAAAACAUCUUCUCCAAACAAUGGAUUCAAUUCAUUGAGUAGAAGUUUCUUUAGAAAGAAAGAGAAUUCAAAGAAAUAA
Molecule: messenger RNA, 6501 nt
Organism: Heterostelium album PN500
Lineage: Eukaryota; Evosea; Eumycetozoa; Acytosteliales; Acytosteliaceae
Product: myotubularin-related protein
Exons: 12
Coding region: 1-6501 (2166 amino acids)
Biological process (GO): dephosphorylation
Molecular function (GO): protein binding; zinc ion binding; phosphatase activity
Source: RefSeq, a predicted model, not a curated record